Molecule: messenger RNA, 3032 nt
Organism: Maniola jurtina (meadow brown)
Lineage: Eukaryota; Metazoa; Arthropoda; Insecta; Lepidoptera; Nymphalidae
Product: thioredoxin domain-containing protein 11
Exons: 12
Coding region: 209-2911 (900 amino acids)
Source: RefSeq, a predicted model, not a curated record
CAAUCGCUGUCAAUAAAUUGCAUUUUUCGUCAGAUGGUUGCUGAAAAGUGAAGUAAUUUUAAAAUAUGUUAAAAACGGUGUUAAUUACAUCUUUAUCUACUAUUUGUGACUUUAGGAGAUAGACAGUUAAUUGUUACAGAAUUCAGGUAUCAUGCCAAAUUAUGCUAAUCAAUUUAUUUGUUUCUUUAUUGUUUACGAAUGACGUGUAAUGUUUCCAACGGCGGACUCUGAAGAUAAUAUUACACAGGUCACGUCAUUAAAAAGAAAACCAAGUUUACCUACUACUAGCAAUGAGCGAGACUCGCCUGAAAGUUCUUCGCAAGUGGCUAAACAGAAGAUUAACAGGGAGUUAACCCUCAACAUGCUAGUCAAAGAGUUGGUGUUUUGUAUCGCUUUAGCGUUGACGACGUACGGAGCCUUGCACAAUGCACCUACAAAAGUGUCAAAAGUUCCUCAAGCAGUGAGAUUUUUCUACUCUGACUCAGUAGUGACUGACUGGUACAGAGGCCAACUAAGCAAUGCUCUAGCCUCCAUGCACUCUGAGGAUGUAUCCUUUGUGAUGUAUUAUGCGCCGUGGGACGCUGAGUCGCAGUAUGUUAGAGGAGAGUUUGACAAAGCAGCCAAUAUUCUAAGUGAUAGGGUACAUUUUGCUGCCAUUAAUUGUUGGAAUCCAGGCAGUGAAUGCAGAUUGCAACACAGUAAAAUACCCUCAUGGCCUAUUUUAGUGGCAUAUACUGUCACUUCAAGAGGUGUUUUAUACAAAGGACCAAGAAAUGCAGAAAGCAUGGUCAACUUUUUGGAGUUAAUUAUGAGACCACUGCAGAAAAUAUCAAAUACAGAAGACCUUGUUAAUCUAUUAUCUAUAUGUGAUGCAGUAGCAGUAGGAUUCACUCCUUUGACGGACACGUCUCGAUACUACAACAUCUGGUACAACGUGGCGCUUAAGUCUUAUGAAUUCGACACUAUUGGCGAGAUAUGUUUCGCUGCCGUGACGUCGGCGGAGCUGGCAUCUGAUCUGGGAGUGGAAAGCAUACCAAAUGCAAGACUUAUGUUGUGGAAUGACACUAAGGAAUACAAACCAGAAGAAAACAAGCAAUCGUGGAAUGAAACAUUUCUCGUGAAUUGGGUGUUAGAGAAUUUUGCCCAACCUGUGGCCAGAAUUAUUCCUAUGUGGAAGAAAUCAUUCAACUUCGAAAGAUAUGCAGACGGCAACCCCAUGCUCAUUCUUUUCACUCCUCUUAAUCCACUUUAUGAACAGCUGCCAUUAUAUUCCUUGUUGCGUGAAGUGGCAAUGGAGUACUAUAACUGCAAAAACAACGAGAGCAACCCCUGGACGUCGGAACUCAUUAAACUGCAGCAAGUACAACGACUAUUGUAUCAGAAAAAAAACUUUCUGAAAUUCUGCCAAGAGUACAAAUUUAAGAAACCUGUGAAGAAGCCUAGUCCACACUAUAGAAAGGUUAUAUCCCACAACAACAAAUAUCCGUGGAACAAUGUGACACAGAAGAAUCAGAAGGCUGGUAUAGUGAAUUUUCUUCUCAAACAAGGGAUGGCCAUAUCGAAACUGAUCGAAAAUUCCAAUGAUAAUUCGGCGUUGUGGUCUAAUUUAGGAUUUCUGGAGCAUUGUGGCGAAAGUGCUAGUCAAUCUUUGCCAGCAGAAAAGAGUUUUUAUGAAAACUACGAAAAGUGUCAAUCAUUCGAGGAGCAGUUGAACAGUGACCUUGAAAUGGAACAGGAGGACGUGGAAACAACAAUGCUCCCACACGAAGACGAUCCCUUAUCAGCCGAAAACCUAAUGCAAGAGAAUGUCAAACAUUUCUGUAGGCUGAUGCAGUUCGCCAACAGAAUAAGUCCCCCCGUGUCCCCGGCGAAGGUGUCGAGUGGGAAUGUGACUCAGCUACACGGCCUGGCGUGCGACACCAACUACACGCUACACAUGAUCGCUGUGGAUAGCAUCAGGAAUUACCAUUUUGCUGAAGCUCUCGGCGUUGACAUUAAGAACAGGAAGGAUAUGACCGCUGCUGUUAUUUUGGAUAGUAGGUAUGAAAGUCAGUAUGUACUGUCCGAAGAAUAUAGUGCAAAAUCUGUCAGAGAUUUCAUUUACAACUUCACACAGCAGAAGUUAAAGCGAACGCUGCGCUCACGCAUAGAUGACGCCAAGCACACGCACUACUUUGGCUCCGUCGCCGGAACCGAGCCGGACGGCAAGAACGACAGUGCAGUUCAUAUUACGGAUCUCACUACGCAUACGUUCAGAAAAUUUGUGACGACGCCAGGGACGGUGUCGCUGGUGGCGGUGUGCGGCGGCGGCUGCGGCGCGCUGGUGGCGCGCGCGCUGGCCCACGCGGCGCGGCUGCUGCGCGCGAGCGGCGUGCGCGCCCGCGCCGCGCGCCUCGACGCGCUGCGCCACGACCUGCCAUGGCAGUACACGGUGCACGCCUACCCCACUCUGCUCGUGUUCCCCGCACACAGGGGCGGUGAGGCGGAGAGCCGCGCGUUCCCGAGCGGCGAGCGCGUGUCGAGCGGCGGCGUGGUGGCGCUGGCGCUGCGCUCGCUGGGCGCGCCCACGCACCUGCGCGUCAGCCUGGCGCUCUGCGCGCCCCCGACGCUUUCCUCCGAGAGAAAAGCUUGCCUGAAAGACGUGAGGGAGCACGUCACUACACUCAUCGGCCGCAACCUGAAGUACUGGCGACGCACUCGAGUGGGAGAACUUCGAGAUUGCCUCUUCAGAAGACUGCAACAUUUACACGACGUUGCUUUGCACAUUAGCCUACUUCACAUCACUGAUCUCACUCAAAAUAAUGAAAAACAAAAUAAAUUAUUGAAGUCCCUUGAUAAUUUGGCCAAAAACUGGGACAUCGAUGAGUUGAUUUUAAGAAAAAACGUCAUUCCUACACCGAUUACGAGAUGAUAUUAGCUAUACUUUGUAAAUAGUGUAUUUAUUAUAUUGCUCAUUUUGUAUAUAUCUAUAAAAUAUGUUGUUUAUUUUUAGAAAAUAAUAAAAGUGUUAUUAAAAAUGUUGCUGAAAAAUU